Molecule: messenger RNA, 1832 nt
Organism: Lipotes vexillifer (Yangtze River dolphin)
Lineage: Eukaryota; Metazoa; Chordata; Mammalia; Artiodactyla; Lipotidae
Gene: ENPP4
Product: ectonucleotide pyrophosphatase/phosphodiesterase 4
Exons: 5
Coding region: 91-1461 (456 amino acids)
Source: RefSeq, a predicted model, not a curated record
CCCAGGAGCGCCGGGUUCCGCGCGCGCCGGGUUCCGCGUGCUGCAGAGAAGAGGCGGCAGCGGCUGGAACCCUGACUGCCCUCCUUCAGCAUGUUCACUAUGAAGUUAUUGCUGGUAUUUUUGUUUUCUGGACUUAUAACUGGUUGUAGAGGGAACUCUUCCUAUACUUUGCCACCCAAGUUACUACUGGUAUCCUUUGAUGGCUUCAGAGCUGACUAUCUACACAACUAUGAAUUUCCUCAUCUCCAGAAUUUUAUCAAAGAAGGUGUCCUGGUAAAGCAGGUUAAAAAUGUCUUCAUCACAAAAACAUUUCCAAACCACUACAGCAUCGUGACAGGCCUGUAUGAAGAAAGCCAUGGCAUUGUGGCUAAUUCCAUGUAUGAUGUCAUCACAAAGAAACAUUUUUCUGACAUUAAGGACAAGGAUCCUUUUUGGUGGAAUGAGGCAGUCCCUAUUUGGGUGACCAAUCAGCUUCAGGAAAACAGAUCAAGUGCUGCUGCUAUGUGGCCUGGUACCGACGUGCCCAUUCACAAUACCACACCUUCCUAUUUCAUGAAUUACAGCCCCUCAGUGUCAUUUGAGGAGAGACUCAGUAAUGUCUCCACGUGGCUGAGCAAUUCGAACCCACCCGUCACCUUUGCAACACUCUAUUGGGAAGAGCCAGACGCAAGUGGCCACAAAUAUGGCCCUGAAGAUAAAGAAAACAUGCGCCGAGUGUUGAAAGAAAUAGAUGACCAUAUCGGUGAGCUAGUUCACAAACUCAAGGUGUUAGGACUGUGGGAGGAUCUUAAUGUGAUCAUUACAAGUGAUCAUGGGAUGACCCAGUGUUCUGAGGACAGGCUGAUAAACUUGGAUCACUGCAUCGACCCCUCAGACUACACUCUUAUAGACUUGACCCCAGUUGCUGCAAUACUUCCCAAAAUAAACAGAACAAAGGUUUAUAACAAACUGAAAGUCUGUGACCCUCACAUGAAUGUUUAUCUCAAAGAAGACAUUCCUGCCAGGUUUCAUUACCAACAUAAUGAUCGAAUUCAACCUAUUAUUUUGGUUGCUGAUGAAGGCUGGACAAUUGUGCUAAAUAAAUCAUCACCAAAAUUAGGUGACCAUGGUUAUGAUAAUUCUUUGCCUAGUAUGAAUCCAUUUCUAGCUGCCCAUGGUCCUGCAUUUCACAAAGGCUACCAGCACAGCACCAUUAACAUUGUGGAUAUUUAUCCAAUGAUGUGCCACAUCCUGGGAUUAAAGCCACAUCCCAAUAAUGGAACCUUCGGUCAUACUAAGUGUUUGUUAGUGGACCAGUGGUGCAUUAAUCUCCCAGAAGCCAUAGGAAUUGUUAUCGGUGUGCUCUUGGUCUUAACCACUCUGACCUGCCUCAUCAUAAUCAUGCAGAAUAGACUCUCUGGAGCCCGGCCAUUUUCCCGACUUCAGCUACAAGAUGAUGACGAUGAUCCUUUAAUUGGGUGACAUGUGCUGGGGUUUAUACAAAGUGGCUGUGAUUAGGACACACCCAAGGAAUGGUGUUACAACUAUGAAAAAGUAUACUUUGAAAGACAAAGAUCUUAGACCAAGCAUGCUACAAUUAUUUUGUUUUCCCUUGUGUUUUGUUUUGCAGCAUUAGCUAAUACAAAAAACUCUGACCAUAGAAAAAAUUGCUAGUAAAUCAUUAGUUAACACCAACUGUUUCCCUAACUAAAAAGGUUUUUUUUUAAGAAAAAUACUGCCUUUGCCUUUUUUUUUUUUGCAACGAAGAUUAGACACAUCUAUAUAUGAAAAUAUGCAAAAAUUUAGUGGGUAUGCUUUUUGAAUAAAUUUUUACAUUUGUAAAUUAUACAACA